GAUGCAUGGCGAUCUUUACGAGAGCUCUUGCUCGGUGGUGUGUCCGUCGGAGGAAGAUCUGCGGGUUUCACUAAAUAGGCAUUACGAAUUUUCCGACUAAAGAAACGAUUAUCGAGUUAUUCGAACGGUGCGUAAAAAUUCACUCGUAACUCCUAAGUAGUUGCGAACGAACGAACGAAUGUUUUUUCGCGAUAUCUUUAACGGAGAAUUGGUUGCGAGAGACUUCGACAGGCAUUGGUCGCCAUACGAACGAAAAUUCCUCCUUCAUCGACCGAUUUGACUGAUUUUUGAGAUCCAGUCACCGAAAACUUCCAUCAUUCCGUCAAUAACCGAGAGCCGACCCGCAGGGUGGCGAUCAUUUGAUAAGGGUUCUAUCUGCGAUAGGCUGGUAGGCCAGUCUAUUGGUGGGUGUGUGAAUACCUGUGGCAACUGGAAGUUGGCCCUGAACGCAGAGCCCCCGUGGCUUUGCUAGCACCCCCAGAGUGAUCUUGUCUUAACCCGCCUUCCCACGACUCACAUAAUUCUUGUUGACAGCUGCCUCUUUGCUGCCUAGAGCCUACAGAGUAUCUUCUAAAAACUCAAAACAAUCAUCAUGAAGGUUCACAAUCAGGACGAACGUAUCCAUGUCUUGGACAGUGCGUCAAAUGUUAUGAGUGUUAUCAAAGAUAUUGCAUUGAGUGGACUACAAGAAGAAGCUUUUUAUGUACUUGAUAUUGGAGACAUUGUUCAUAAACACCAAAUUUGGAAAGAAAAAAUGCCACGUGUUAGCCCAUAUUAUGCUGUGAAGUGCAACGAUAAUUUAGUUGUAAUUGAGGUACUGGCUUCUCUCGGUAUUGGUUUCGAUUGUGCAUCAAAAACGGAGAUUAAUAAAGUAUUAAGUGUUGGAGUAGAUUCAUCAAGAAUUAUAUUUGCCAAUCCAGCCAAGCCAGCAUCCCAUAUUCGUCAUGCUGCUACUGUUGGAGUAGACACCAUGACAGUAGACAAUGAAAGCGAAUUACAUAAAAUUAAGAAGCUUCAUCCUGAUGCUAAGAUUGUCAUUAGAAUUCGUUGUGAUGCAGAAGUCGCUCAGUGUCAGUUGGGCAUGAAGUUUGGUUGUGAUCCGAUAUAUGAAGCCCCUAAUCUUUUACAUCUCUCGCGCAUGUUAGGACUUAACGUUGUUGGUGUAAGUUUUCAUGUUGGCUCUGGUUGUCAAGAUCCACCAGUGUUUCAUCGAGCUAUACGACACGCCAAAACAUUGUUUGACUUGGCUACAGAUCUUGGUUAUAAACCAUAUUUGUUAGAUCUCGGUGGUGGUUACCCAGGAAAUAAAGGCACCAAUAUUGAUAAAAUUGCUGAUGUUGUUAAUAAAGCACUUGACGAAUAUUUCAACACCAAUGCUGUUCACGUUAUUGCUGAACCUGGUCGCUUUUAUGUUGCAUCUGCAUUUACACUCGCUACAAGUAUUCACAGCAAACGUUCAGUGCGUGGCAAUGAAAAUUCACCAAGCGUAAUCACACACAAUAUGUAUUAUAUUAAUGAUGGCGUUUAUGGUUCCUUCAAUUGUCUACUUUAUGAUCAUCAACAUGUUACACCACUACCUUUAAAGAAAGGUUAUGGAAAGAUGGUUCCAUCAAGUAUUUGGGGACCAACCUGUGAUGGUCUGGAUCAAGUCGCGGAAAAUGUUUUAUUACAUGAAAUGGAUCUUGGCGAUUGGAUAAUCUUUGAAAAUAUGGGAGCGUACACAUUACCUGUUGCUUCUCCAUUUAACGGAUUUCCCGUACCAAAGGUUCAUAUUGUUGCUGAAGAAAACAUUUGGCUUCUGUUGAAAGAUGCUUUGCCUUUGACUGAAGACCAUUUUGUUAUUGGGAAUACACCGGCUAAUUUACGACUCGGUCUGGAUAUUAGUGGAACUGAUAUCAAUGCAUGGCGUAAUCCUAACAUAGAAUUGACGUCAAAUGAAAUCUUGGCUGAUACUACUAAUACAUCGUCAUUCAUCUACGACUAUGUUGAGGUUGAUCCUCUGAAUUAACUGACAUUUUACGAAUACGACAAAUUCAUUAAAAUGUACUCGGCAUUUGUG
Molecule: messenger RNA, 2059 nt
Organism: Dufourea novaeangliae
Lineage: Eukaryota; Metazoa; Arthropoda; Insecta; Hymenoptera; Halictidae
Product: ornithine decarboxylase 1-like
Exons: 9
Coding region: 593-2008 (471 amino acids)
Cellular component (GO): cytoplasm
Molecular function (GO): ornithine decarboxylase activity
Source: RefSeq, a predicted model, not a curated record